Melopsittacus undulatus (budgerigar) is the source of this 1470-nucleotide messenger RNA. RefSeq names its product PDZ and LIM domain 3 (gene PDLIM3). Gene Ontology annotation, cellular component: Z disc; filamentous actin; stress fiber. The coding region runs from base 119 to 1210 and encodes 363 amino acids. Gene Ontology annotation, molecular function: actin binding; muscle alpha-actinin binding. The transcript is spliced from 8 exons. Gene Ontology annotation, biological process: heart development; muscle structure development; actin cytoskeleton organization. The record is from RefSeq and is a predicted model, not a curated record. Lineage: Eukaryota; Metazoa; Chordata; Aves; Psittaciformes; Psittaculidae.
GGUAUACAGGGUCAGCUGCCCUGUCCAGCAGGUGCUCUUCUGACAACACCCCUCCUCCUACAGCUCAGCUCAUCACACAGAUCCGAGAGAAACAGAACAGUAACCAAGACUGCUCACAAUGCCACAAAACGUUAUCCUCCAAGGACCAGCACCCUGGGGAUUCAGGCUCUCAGGAGGAAUAGAUUUUAAUCAACCCUUGAUUAUAACCAGGAUUACACCUGGAAGCAAGGCUUCAGCUGCCAACCUGUGCCCUGGUGAUGUUAUCAUAGCUAUUGAUGGUCUAGGCACAGAGAACAUGACACAUAAUGAUGCCCAGGAGAGAAUUAAAGCAGCUGCACAUCAGCUUUGUUUGAAAAUAGAGAGGGCAGGAACCAAAUUAUGGUCCCCACAAGUUUCAGAAGAUGGCAAAGCACAUCCCUUCAAGAUAAAUUUGGAAGCUGAGCCACAGGAUAUGAACUACUUUGAACACAGGCAUAAUAUUCGGCCCAAACCUUUCAUAGUCUCAGGCCGAAGCAGUGGAUGCAGCACUCCUUCCGGGAUUGACUGUGGCAGUGGACGCAGCACUCCCUCUUCAAUUAGCACAGUUAGCUCUAUCUGCCCCACCGAGCUGAAAGCAGUGUCUAAGAUGGCCCCUAACAUUCCACUGGAAAUGGAACUUCCCGGUGUCAAGAUUGUACAUGCUCAGUUUAACACACCUAUGCAGUUGUACUCAGAUGACAAUAUCAUGGAAACACUGCAAGGCCAAGUUUCUACAGCUCUGGGGGAAAACCCCGUAAUAAGUGACCCACCUCCCAACUCCGUGCCUCAGUCUGACGUGUACAGGAUGCUGCAUGCCAACCAGGAGGAGCCCAGUCAACCUCGCCAGUCUGGGUCCUUUAAGGUGCUCCAGAAUUUAGUCUCCGAGGAAGAUGGACGCCCUGUGGGUACAAGAAGUGUGAAAGCACCUGUAACAAAGAUACCUACUGCCAUGCCGGGUGCCCAGAAAGUGCCUCUCUGUGACAAGUGUGGGAGUGGGAUUCUAGGAACGGUGGUGAAGGCACGUGACAAAUACCGGCACCCAGAAUGUUUUGUGUGCUCUGACUGCAAUCUCAACCUGAAACAGAAAGGCUACUUCUUUGUGGAGGGCCAACUAUACUGUGAAGCUCAUGCACGAGCUCGCAUGAGGCCACCAGAGGGAUAUGAAGCAGUCACUGUUUACCCCAAAUGCUAGUCUUACAUUAACACACAAAGAUAUGCAUGCACACAAAAAGACAUUUAACAGCUUAGAACUGCAGUACCAGUGUCGGGACUUCUGCCUGAUUCCAAUGUAGCAGCUUUUAAAUCUCUCUUGUGGGAUUCUGAGGCAGGUAGAAGUCCCUGUCAGCCAAGAGUAGCAUAUUAUACCAGUAAAAUUCUGCUAAAAUAUUGUCUCUGAAGUUACCAAUAUAACUCAAUGAAGUAUAAACUAAAACAGCUGCACUGGAAUAAAAA